This is a messenger RNA of Lolium perenne, 1349 nucleotides long. NCBI's taxonomy places the organism in Eukaryota, Viridiplantae, Streptophyta, Magnoliopsida, Poales, Poaceae. The record is from RefSeq and is a predicted model, not a curated record.
AUGCGGCCAUUGCCAACUGACACAGUGGUCACACGACUUCAUGGCUUGCAAGCACGGCUGGCCGCAGGAGCUACCGACGACGGGCCGUACGCGCCGCCAUGGUCGCGCUGCUGUUCAAGAACGACGAGGAGAGAAGAGAAUGAGGAUAUUUCGCUAGGGUUCGGCUUCGGGCACUUCUAUGCUGGCCGAUUUUUGGGGCUAAUAGCGGAUUUUUUCAUCUUAGCGUUUAAAGGCCGUAGCUGUAGCGUCGAGUCCCUCCGGCCGGCUAUAGCCGGCUAUAGCCGCGCUAUAGCCGGCUAUUUUAAACUUUGCUCACCGGACUUCCACAAUAUACGGAUCUUCCAGGGAAUUAGCCCAGUUAGCUCGGCAAACUCAAUGCACACAUUGAAGGUUUUGGCUCUCAGGUCUUCCGGCCAUGGACUGCACACAGUUCUUAACGUUCUCAGGGGGUUCCCUUGCUUGGAAAGGCUCUAUGUUAUUUUUUACAAACACCAUGAGAUGGAUAAGAAAAACGAGGCUUGGCACGACCCACUAUUUCCAAUCGAAUGCCUUCAGACCUAUCUAAGAAAGGUGGUGUUCAAGUCAUACGUAGGCUAUGACGAGCAGCAGGUUGGCUUUGUGAGGUUCUUUGUUUUGAAUGCGAGAGUGCUAAACAAAAUGGAGUUUGAAGGAUAUGGCGACUACAACAACGAAUCGGUGGCUCGUCAACGCGUGCUGCUACAAGUGGAAAACAGAGCUUCCCGAGAUGCUCAAUUUGAAUUCAGGAGUAAUUGUUAUUGGACUGAUAGCCAGAUCAACAAGUGUAUCCAUGAUUUCUCAGUAGCCGACCCCUUCAGACAUCCAUAGACAGGGUUGGAGCCUGAAGAUUAUACUAUAUGUAGACGGUGUUGAUGCCUGAAGAUUCUACUGCCCUCCACACAUAUGUCUGCUCUAUUUCAGGUCUAAAGUUUCUCAGUAAUUCUUGUAGCUUAUGAACUCACCCCUGUUAAAACUGCACGUGAUAUUUUUUGGAUGCUAAAUUUUACUGCUGAAAAGUUCUAAUGUGCAGGGAUGAUAAAAAAAGUGUGCAAAGUUGUAGCUGUGAGGGAGCUGGUAAUCCAGCUGCCAAAACACCUCUUGCCCUGUACAACUUGGUCCUAAGCUGGGCAAGAAACGCAUGUUUGUGUUGCUAACUGAGUUGUCUUUUCAGUAAUAUGUACAACUACUAUCUGAAGUUUAGUUGGUGAUAAUAUUCUUUGCGUGCGCACACAUUUGUUUGAUGCUUUUUCUAGUUAGUGUUAGGUUGAAUUUUUUAUGCGCUACUCAUCAUGUCUCUGCCUGCAACGGAAACAUGAUUCGGUUUGAACCCG